This is a messenger RNA of Homo sapiens (human), 5158 nucleotides long. RefSeq names its product tandem C2 domains, nuclear (gene TC2N). Lineage: Eukaryota; Metazoa; Chordata; Mammalia; Primates; Hominidae. Gene Ontology annotation, cellular component: nucleus. The coding region runs from base 332 to 1804 and encodes 490 amino acids. The transcript has 12 exons. The record is from RefSeq and is marked validated.
AGUCAGGGUCAAGUGGUGUUAGCAAUCACAUCAGCACCAAAUGGCUCAGGAUGCUCUGGUUUCAAAGCUUAUAAAACAGAGGGUGAUUCCCUUGGGACUCACUCAGCUCGGCUCCGAAAAGCAAAGGCCAGAAGGCAGCAGUGAGCCUGGGUCCCUGCUGUGUAGGGAGACUCAGGGGCUGGGAAGAAGGAUGGAAUCAGAAAUGCUGAAGGUUUACGUGAGCUUUGCACCGAGCGCCUCCGAACCACUGCCUCUGGGCUCAACAGAACACAGGGAUUAAUAUUAAGAUUGGAAGUUUGUGUCUUUUGCUGGAUAUUGGAAAUUGAAUGUAAUGGCAACAGAAUUUAUAAAGAGUUGCUGUGGAGGAUGUUUCUAUGGUGAAACAGAAAAACACAACUUUUCUGUGGAAAGAGAUUUUAAAGCAGCAGUCCCAAAUAGUCAAAAUGCUACUAUCUCUGUACCUCCAUUGACUUCUGUUUCUGUAAAGCCUCAGCUUGGCUGUACUGAGGAUUAUUUGCUUUCCAAAUUACCAUCUGAUGGCAAAGAAGUACCAUUUGUGGUGCCCAAGUUUAAGUUAUCUUACAUUCAACCCAGGACACAAGAAACUCCUUCACAUCUGGAAGAACUUGAAGGAUCUGCCAGAGCAUCUUUUGGAGAUCGAAAGGUAGAACUUUCCAGUUCAUCCCAGCACGGACCUAGCUAUGAUGUGUAUAACCCAUUCUAUAUGUAUCAGCACAUUUCACCUGAUUUGAGUCGACGCUUUCCUCCCCGUUCAGAAGUGAAGAGACUGUAUGGAUCGGUUUGUGAUUUAAGGACGAACAAACUUCCCGGUUCCCCUGGGCUAAGCAAAUCUAUGUUUGAUCUUACAAACUCAUCUCAGCGAUUCAUCCAGAGACAUGAUUCAUUGUCCAGUGUACCCAGUAGUUCUUCUUCAAGGAAAAAUUCUCAGGGGAGUAACAGAAGCCUGGAUACAAUUACUCUAUCAGGAGAUGAAAGGGACUUUGGGAGACUGAAUGUGAAAUUGUUUUAUAAUUCUUCAGUAGAACAGAUCUGGAUCACAGUUUUACAGUGCAGAGAUUUAAGUUGGCCCUCUAGUUAUGGAGACACUCCUACUGUUUCUAUAAAAGGAAUACUUACAUUGCCCAAACCAGUGCAUUUCAAAUCUUCAGCCAAGGAAGGUUCCAACGCUAUUGAAUUUAUGGAAACGUUUGUAUUUGCUAUUAAACUUCAAAAUCUACAAACUGUAAGACUUGUAUUUAAGAUUCAAACCCAGACUCCCAGGAAGAAAACCAUUGGAGAAUGCUCAAUGUCACUCAGAACCCUUAGCACACAGGAAAUGGAUUACUCUUUGGAUAUAACACCACCUUCAAAAAUUUCUGUUUGCCAUGCAGAACUUGAAUUGGGGACUUGUUUUCAAGCAGUAAAUAGCAGAAUUCAGUUACAAAUUCUUGAGGCACGGUACCUUCCAAGCUCAUCAACACCUCUGACUUUGAGUUUUUUCGUGAAGGUGGGAAUGUUUAGCUCGGGAGAGUUGAUUUAUAAGAAAAAGACACGCUUACUGAAGGCCUCCAAUGGAAGAGUCAAGUGGGGAGAGACUAUGAUUUUUCCACUUAUACAGAGUGAAAAAGAAAUUGUUUUUCUCAUUAAGCUUUACAGUCGAAGCUCUGUAAGAAGAAAACACUUUGUGGGCCAGAUUUGGAUAAGUGAAGACAGUAAUAACAUUGAAGCAGUGAACCAGUGGAAAGAGACAGUAAUAAAUCCAGAAAAGGUUGUUAUCAGGUGGCACAAAUUAAAUCCAUCUUGAAGACUUCACACAUUAAUUUGGUGAAGAACUUGACAUUCUUUUAGAAGACUUAUGAUUUCAAUUUGCUACCAAUGAGAAGAGGCAAAUCAACAAAUUUGUCAAUUUAUGGGGGCUAUAAUUAUGGUAUAUAAUGUAUCUGAUAGAAAAUUUGAUAAGAAAAUGUAAUGAAUUUUAUCAGAUAUCCAAAGUAAAGGAAAUGUUUUAAAACUGCAACAAGAGACACAGACAGUAAAAUCAAAGUAUUAUUAGGAUGACUAAAUAAAUUAUAAAGUCUGUGAGAAUAUCAACCAUAGAUAGUUCUUUCUAUAUUAUGUUUUCGCUUUUGUAUUUUAAGCUUUACUUAGAUAUUCAAAACCUGGUAUAUCAAGUCUCUGUUAGUACUAUUGGCAUUUAGAAGACUUUACCAUUAUUUCAGUGCUAGGCAUUAUUGAUUAGGUCUUGGCUCCACUGUUUACCUCUUGCUAUGUAUUUUCUCCCGGUAAAAAUGAAUUGAACCAUUUCAACUAUUUUCUAUAUUUGGAGAAAGUUUGUGCCCUGUGUUUUAUAAUUUUUUUACCCAUAAGACAUCACAUUAUCCCUUUGUAAGCUACUUAUCUCCAAAAAACUUCAGAAAUAGAAAACUACAUUUUGGCAGGAAUAAUUGAAAACACCAGAAGGUUGAAGUUUAAUUGGAAACCCAGAAUAUACAUACUUUGCUGUUUUCUUCCCUCAAAUAUUUUACUAUUUGUUUUAUUUGGAGUUAAAAUAAGAGUAUCAUCCAUAUGGUCCAUCCUAAUUCACAGAAUUAAAUGAGCUUAAAUAGAAAAUUCAGUAUUUUAUGAUAAUCACUUCGUUUUUAGUUUUUAAAAUUUAGAUUAUUCUAUAAUUUACCGUGUUUGAGUAUUUUCUCAUUUUUUUCAUAACCAUACCUGAUUAUACUGUGUAACAAAUAUUUUCUAUUGCAGUUUUCUUUCCAGUACUUAUUAGAACUCAGUAUUUGGAAAUAAUUUCAGCUUAAUUGACCAUAAGAACUGUGGCCAAAAAGAACAGUUUUUUGGAGAGGCAGAUGACAUUAUACCUGAUUUUAGAAAAUCUCACUUUAUUUUUGCUAAUAAGUAGACUAAGUGCUCUGUGUUCUCAGUCUUCCCUUUUUUUCUGCCCCCAUUCUUACUUUGUCCCAGGCAUGCAGAGAAAGAUGGUGAUAUUUUAGGCCAGGAGUAUACCUUGCUAUAACCUAAGCAUGCCUUCUUUAUUCCAGCUCCUAUGUUCUGUGUAUAUCAUUAACAUUUUCCCAAAUAAACACUUAAUUCUCUUUUCCCUAGGUGCCAUCUCCUCAAGCUACAAAAUGUCCACAUCUUAUAUCCCCUUUGCUUCUACUGCUCUGAUUUUGUGGUACCAGUACUCUCUGCCACUGAACAUUUUGAAAUAUUUUUGUUUUAGAUUUGCAAAAAAUGACAUAUAGGUCAGUACUCACAUGGAUUUUUAAGAUAAAUCACCUGUGUGAUAAUAUUUUGAAUCUGAGACGAAUACAACUUUUAAAAAUUGUUUUUAAAAAUAGACUUUUUUUUUUAGAGCAGUUGUAGGUUAACAGAAAAAUUGAGAGGAAGAUAGAGAUUUCCUUUCUCCCCUGACAAAGCCCUCAACAGCCUCCCAGGCUAUCAGUAUCCUGCACCACAAUGGUACAUUUGUUACAAUCAAUGAACCUACUCUGAAACAUCAUUAUCAUCCAAAGUUCAUGGUUUACAUUAGAGUCCCCUCUUGGUGUUAUACAUGCUAGAGGACAAAUAUAUGAUGAUAUGUAUGCAUCAUUAUAAUAUAGUAUAGUUUCGCUGCCCUAAACAUCCUCUGCAAAUGCAACUAUUUUAAUGGGUACCAAAGAAGUAAAUGUAUUUACUGGCUUUUAGAUAAUAAAUAACGGGCUUUAUUGUUUAUUUUAAAAGCUACAAUUUGUUUUAGCUGGUUUCUCUGUUCUAUUAAUGCUUUGAAUUUCCAAAUUUAAUAUAUGUAGUCAUGCAUUUAACUUAAUAUUUAAUUAUUUGAUUUAUUUAAUUUUCUAUAUUCUUACAAUGUAUGUAUGAUGUAUAAUUUAAGGGAAAGCUAUGACUUCUCAGUUUCUUAGAAUCCUAGGUAAAUAAAACAAUAAAAAGAAAACCCUUACAUUUAAAAGAGCUUUCAGGUACAGAAGUAUUGAUACAACUAAGAUCCUAAAUGUUUUAAUUAGUGUUUACUUAAGCCUUUUUCAGGUGAGGAGGUACUAAUGCUGGUUAUUUCCUUGAAGCUUUAUGUGGACCUAUAAAUAAAAAUCCAAUCUCCUGCUAAUAGGUAUGCAUAUUGUGAGAAAAACGUUAGGAGCUGGUAGUAAAAAAUGAGAUUCUAUGCCAAAAUAACUUCUCUUCAUAUUUGCCUAGGCAUUUCUUGACCUUUACCCACUUACGCAAGGAGAAGGAAAUCAUAAUGAUGUCAUGUGAUCAAAGGAAACCAUGGAAGGGUUCACGCUGAUAGCUGAUAGCUUUUACAGUGCUCAUUCCUAACAGUGGAUUUACUUGUAAGCUUUCAGAUCAACACAAAUAGCUGCAGCCUGGGUUAAAAUAUAACAUCACUAUUUGGCUUUUGUUUUGCAUGAUUUUUAAAAGCAGUACUCCUAGGGAAAUGGCCUCUGAAGUAUAUCAGUUUCAUCUCUUACCAAGACUGUUAAGAAGAAACUAGUGGGAUUUUGAACAAGUUAUAUAAUUGUGGUCUGAAAAGACCCUAAACUGAAGUUCUGUUUAAAUAUAGUUACAUGAAUUUCUCUGAUACUAAUGUACUCAACAGCCAGGUAUAAACUAUAUCUCCUAGUAACAUUUUCCAUUUUUGUUUAAUCAAAUACUUGCUUAUGAAGGAUUUCAGAAAUUUGUAAUAAAUGUCAGCUUUUGAUAGCAUAGCAGUAAUUGACAUUUCAAAAAUAUAUAUUUCUUUCUGUGUUUGGUUGGGUGUAAUGAGGAAAAUACCUGAUAAAAUGUCUGAAGACACUUUCUAAUGUUAUCUUGGUGCAUAAGCUGUAAUUUUUAUUCAAAAUUAAAUUUCAAAUGUUUGCAGUUUUGGCUAAAACAUUGAGUUGAAAGAAUUAUGAAAAGUGGGCCCAUAUGAAGUACCAUGUUCAUUUUGAAAUAUAGAUUUAAGAUUUAGAAAUAUAUUAAAAGAGUUAAUGGAGCCUCCUAAAUUGGAUUUUAUUUUGUGGGUGAAGAAUUGUAGGAAGAUGAAUGUGGCCUACAGUUUUAGUAAUCUCCUAGUGGAGUUUUUUUUAACUUAGUACUUUUUUAGUUUUAAGUUUUUUAAUCUAUAAAAAAUGUGAUUUCUAUAAACCAUGAUUACAAUAAAUAAUUAUAUUAAACUGUA